Messenger RNA from Penicillium brevicompactum, 1218 nucleotides. RefSeq names its product ANP1/MMN9/VAN1 family protein. Lineage: Eukaryota; Fungi; Ascomycota; Eurotiomycetes; Eurotiales; Aspergillaceae. The record is from RefSeq and is a predicted model, not a curated record. Gene Ontology annotation, molecular function: alpha-1,6-mannosyltransferase activity. Bases 1 to 1218 code for a protein of 405 amino acids. The transcript has 4 exons. Gene Ontology annotation, biological process: protein N-linked glycosylation; cell wall mannoprotein biosynthetic process. Gene Ontology annotation, cellular component: mannan polymerase complex.
AUGUUGUUGCCAAAGGGUGGUGUGAAUUGGAAGUCGGCCAAGGCCAGACUGCCACCAUGGAGGGCAAUCGUGGUCUUAUUAACAAGGACUCGAUUCUUGGUCACUAUAGCCCUCGCUGGGUUGCUCCUCCUGAUGUGGCGCGGCGUCAGCAAGUCGGCCUCCGAGAUGCAAAAUUUCUACUGCUAUGGAUCCAACAAAUCACCCAUGCAGAUGUCCCUCAACGAGAUGGUUGAGUGGAAUGCGCAUGCCCAAACCCCCGUCCUCUUCAACCGCCACGAACCUUACGAAGUCAACUCCACCUCCAUCGACGACGUAGACCUGAACCCCAUCAAAUCCACCAUCCAGGCCAUUCAGAACCGUGAACGUGUCCUGAUCUUGACUCCUCUCCGCGACGCCGCUCCUUACCUGGCUAAAUAUUUCGACCUCUUGUACAAGCUGACCUACCCGCACGAAUUGAUCGAUCUGGCCUUCCUUGUUGGUGACUGCAAGGACGAUACCCUUGCCAACCUCGCCUCCGAACUGGAUCGUAUCCAGAACCACGCCGAUGAGAAGGUUCGCUUCCGCAGCGCCACCGUGAUUCGGAAGGAUUUCGGUGCCGACACCGAGAUGAGUGUGGAGGAGCGCCAUUCGUUCAAGGCUCAGGGCCCUCGCCGCAAGGCUAUCGGCCGCGCUCGCAACUAUCUCCUCUACUCCGCUCUGAAGGCGGAUCACUCUUGGGUUUACUGGCGGGACGUGGAUAUCGUGGACUGCCCCGAGCGUAUCCUCGAGGACUUCAUGGCCCACGAUAAGGACAUUCUCGUGCCCAACAUCUGGUUCCACCGCUACAGAGAUGGUGUUGAUAUUGAGGGUCGCUUCGACUACAACUCAUGGAUCGAGUCCGAUAAGGGCCGCCGCCUGCGCGCAACUCUGCCUACCGACACUGUCCUAGCCGAAGGCUACAAGGAGUACGAUACUGGCCGCACCUACCUCGUCAGCAUGGGCGACUGGCGCAAGAACAAAGACGAGGAGGUGGAGCUUGACGGCAUUGGCGGUGUUAACAUCCUUGUCAAGGCCGAUGUCCACCGCACCGGCAUCAACUUCCCCGCUUACUCGUUCGAGAACCAGGCCGAGACAGAAGGCUUCGCUCGUAUGGCCAAGCGCGCUGGAUACCAGGUGAUCGGACUGCCCAACUACGUGGUCUGGCACAUUGAUACAGACGAGAAGCCUGGCAACCUUUGA